Drosophila innubila is the source of this 516-nucleotide messenger RNA. RefSeq lists its product as uncharacterized. The record is from RefSeq and is a predicted model, not a curated record. NCBI's taxonomy places the organism in Eukaryota, Metazoa, Arthropoda, Insecta, Diptera, Drosophilidae. Bases 1 to 516 code for a protein of 171 amino acids. The transcript has 2 exons.
AUGGCAAUAUUUUGUGUUUAUAAGCUGUCAGUAACCGAAGCUUCUAGCCUCCUUUUUCAAUCUGGUGAAAGUAAGUACAACACCAAAUACUUCGACAAUUUUACCAUUGAAAUCAUCAACAAUACGCUCAACCUGGAUUUUGUGAUCAUAAAGCCUUUAACCCGUGGCUUUAAGGUGCACCUCGACUUCUCCAUCAGCCUUGGGAAAACUAAGCACUAUCAAAGCGUAUUCUCCCAUAUUGUGGACAACUGUGGAGUUGUGGCAGCGGUGAAGAGUAAUAUUUUCAAGACCUGGUUUCAAUCCAUGCUGGAUCAUGGAAACUUCAUGUACAACUGCCCUGUAAUUGAGGGACAUUAUUUUUUGCACAACUGGAAGUUGGAUUCACAGUUGGUUCCUCAAUACUUGUAUGCGGGGGACUAUCGUAUCACUGGACACUUUUUCUUCGGAAAACUGAAGACGAAGCGCGAGGAAUUUGUUUUGGACUUGACCGUAUUUGCACUUUUGAAAAGGAAUUAG